Molecule: messenger RNA, 1187 nt
Organism: Physella acuta
Lineage: Eukaryota; Metazoa; Mollusca; Gastropoda; Physidae
Source: RefSeq, a predicted model, not a curated record
CCGAGACCUACGCGUUGUUUUACAGGUGUAAUAUCAACAUGAUCCUGUUAAUUGUCUUAAGCUUGUGUUGUGUUUUGUCAACACCAGUUUUAAGUACAGUAGUUCGCUUGACCGCUAGCCCUACGGUAGUUGAUCUGGGUCUAACGUCAUUGACAGUGCGAUGUGACGUCAGCGACAGUAGCCAGAACAUCCUGUCAGCUGUUGUAGCCGUCAUCGUGUCACGUUCCGCCAACGAUUCCAGAAACUACACGGAGCUGGCGUCCUUGAACUUGUUCAUAGGUCACCAGGUGCACGUGCUGACGUCAGAAGCUGUAACAGCUAACGGUUCCAUUCACAGCUACGGUCACUCUUUUCUGGAACUGCACUGGGUCAAGCCUACAUUAGCGCAGGCUGGUCACUACAUAUGUACAGCCCAAGGACCAGAUGAAGUUGGACAUAACAUCAACAUGAUAGCCGAUGCCUACGUCUCAACAAGACAACCAGGCAGUGACCAGCUCUUGGAAAGAAUCCGGGAAUUGGAUCUCGACUUGAAGCUGGCCAACGACAAACUGGCCCAGUUCAACAUGUCACUGGCACACGUCGCUCGUGACGUCACCAACCUGUCAACAGGCAUUGAAGCGAAUCGGCAGGAGAUUCUUAACAUUGCGGCAGUGAACAACAGACCCACGUGGUUGUUUAGCAGAAACUACGUCGUCGGCAACUACUCCUACUCUGUUUCUAAAUACUACUACAGCAACGUAGCCACGGCUGAGACUUUGUGUAAUAUAUACGGCGGUUAUCUGGCUGAAAUAGACGACGCUGACGAAUACAAUGUCGUCAAGAAUUUCCUGAACAAUCCCCGAGAAGUAAACUACGUCUACACAGGAGCCUACGGCGAAAGCCAGGAAGGUGUGUACAAGUUUAAACACAGCGACUCGCCAGUUUAUUUCUACAGGUGGGCGCUUGGUCAGCCAAAGAACGGGACCGAGUACAACUGUGUCUACCUGGAAUCUAAUGUCGACUGGGAGAUGACGGUAUACAGGUGUCAUCUCUAUCCGCUGGCUAAAGAGGAGGUCCAUGCUUUGUGUGAGUUUCCGUCUAGAUUUAGAUAAUCUGACUGGUUCAUAUAAACAUAUAGUUAGUACUUCAUCAUAAUACAAGUAAAAGUGUUUAUUUUAUUUCUAGUGUUUGUAUAAUUAAUAUUAUUU